AUGACUGAAUCCAAAAUCCAUUUUUUUGAUCUCCUAUCGGACCUUCCCGGCCCUUCCAAGUCAUGGUCCCCCAAUACUCUCCGGACUAGAAUGGUCCUUAACUUCAAGGGCAUCCCCUACACCCAAAGCUGGGUAUCAUACCCUGACAUUGCACCUUUACUUAAGGCUUCUGGCGUCCCACCUAGCAAGUCGGGGAUGGCUUACACACUGCCGGCAAUCAGCCAUAAAGGGUCAAUAGCGAGCAACCCAGAUGGAGUGCUCAUGGACUCCGAUCCAAUCGCCAUGUACAUCGACAAGCUUUACCCAUCGCCCCCGCUCUUCCCCUCUGGCGACGCAAGCUACUCGCUCAUGGUGGCCGUGCUGAAGAUACUGGCUUUGAUGUCACCGAGUAUCAGGUCGCUGAUUAUUCCCAACGUCCCCUCUGGACUGGAUGAGCGUGGACGGGAGUACUUUAUCCGGACGCGCUCUGAGGCUUUCGGGAAACCACUUUCCGAGGUCAGGCCGACGGAUGAGGCAGAGUUGCUUGCUUUGUGGCAGCAUGUCGAGAAGGAGGCGGAGACGUUGAUUAAGAUGCUGAAGGGUAAAGAUGGGAAGAAAGGGCCAUUUUUGGAGGGUGAGACGGCUGGCUAUGCGGAUAUUAUUCUCGGUGGGAUUUUGGCUUUCUCCCAGCGCUUUGAUCGGGAUACCUUUGAGAAGCUUCUUGUUCUUGGGGAUGGGGAAUUUAAGGCGCUUUAUGAAGCUUGUUUGCCCUGGAUUGAAGGGCAGGGGGAGGAGAAGGAUUGGCCGAUUCCCCAGUAA
Penicillium robsamsonii is the source of this 798-nucleotide messenger RNA. RefSeq names its product glutathione S-transferase family protein. The transcript is spliced from 2 exons. The coding region runs from base 1 to 798 and encodes 265 amino acids. The record is from RefSeq and is a predicted model, not a curated record. NCBI's taxonomy places the organism in Eukaryota, Fungi, Ascomycota, Eurotiomycetes, Eurotiales, Aspergillaceae.